AUGAAGCUAAAGCUUAUGACUAGAAACAUUGAGAAACUCAAAGAUACUUUGGCACUCAUAUCCCAUCUUCGGAAGUUUAUCAUACUUAAAAUCACGUCAAAAGAACUCAGUGUUAUACUGGUAAACACUGGAUCUGCCAACCUGGAGCCACAAGUAUGGUGUAAGUUCACCACCUCGAGUCUAUUCGAAAGCAUGGAGAUUCAGAGUAUGAGAGACAACACCAUUCUGAUGGAGAUAAAUAUAGAUCUACUACUACAAACUUUGAGAAACUUUGACAAAGCCAAUAGUGAGGGGUUAAAUAUAAGGCUACAGCGAACUGAUGCAAGUGGGGAGCAGGGAACAAGCACAAAAAACGGACGAACAGCGUCGUUGGCCUUGUUCUAUUCCAAUAUCAACGUCAACUCCAAUGUUAUUAACCACACUUUCAGAAUACCUGUAAAGAUAUUAAAGGAAGCUCAGGAUUUUUUUCAGGAACCAUCCCACUCCGAUGUUGGGUUGAUAGUGAGACUACCCAAUGAGUUUAUCGCCAUAUUCAAGCGUUUAGAGAAAUUCAAGAAAACAACGUUCAACGAUAUUGUGGCAAUACAAGCAAACAACAGAGAUACAGGAAGCUUGCGGUUCGUCUUGGAGGAAGAUGGCAAGUUUAAAGUGACAGUGGGUUGGAAUACGAAGCUUGAGUUCCAUAAGCCCAUAUCAAAUGAUGCGGAAACCAUACGAGAGUCAUUGAGAAACGUUGAUACAAUGAUGCUGGAUCACUCAGAACUCGAGGGGACCCCGGAAGUGGUAAACAUCAGUGUUAAAUUAAAGGAUUGGCAACUGGCGUCCAAAAUUGUAGGACGUUGCAAAACCGUGAUUCUAUGUAUAGGUCAUAGAAAUUGUAGUCUCCAUUGUUUGCUAGAUGAAACCGAAGAUGUGGAACUAGUAUACUUUAUAAACGGUGUGAGAAAUUUGUAA
Messenger RNA from Lodderomyces parapsilosis, 954 nucleotides. RefSeq names its product Mec3p (gene MEC3). Gene Ontology annotation, biological process: mitotic DNA replication checkpoint signaling; nucleotide-excision repair; double-strand break repair via homologous recombination. Lineage: Eukaryota; Fungi; Ascomycota; Pichiomycetes; Serinales; Debaryomycetaceae. The transcript has a single exon. Gene Ontology annotation, cellular component: checkpoint clamp complex; site of double-strand break; nucleolus. The record is from RefSeq and is a predicted model, not a curated record. The coding region runs from base 1 to 954 and encodes 317 amino acids.